Messenger RNA from Onychomys torridus (southern grasshopper mouse), 1603 nucleotides. RefSeq names its product retinoic acid early-inducible protein 1-epsilon-like. Gene Ontology annotation, biological process: immune response; antigen processing and presentation of endogenous peptide antigen via MHC class Ib; antigen processing and presentation of endogenous peptide antigen via MHC class I via ER pathway, TAP-independent. The transcript has 6 exons. The record is from RefSeq and is a predicted model, not a curated record. The coding region runs from base 355 to 1248 and encodes 297 amino acids. NCBI's taxonomy places the organism in Eukaryota, Metazoa, Chordata, Mammalia, Rodentia, Cricetidae. Gene Ontology annotation, cellular component: external side of plasma membrane.
AGUGGUCGCCGCCACAGGGAGAGAUUGAAGAAGGCAGCGGGGCCAGAUAGAAGGGAGCCUGCAGGGGCGGCCCUGUCAGAUGGAGCACAGUGGAACAAAGGGGCCACAGUUGAGCCAAGGGACAGAAGGGGGUCAGCGGGGAGAGCCAGCUGUGCAAAGGCCGCAGCAGAGGGGGGUCGGAGACAGGAGCGCUUAAGACCUGAGAUCCCCUGUGCAGCUCUCUUGGUUCCUGGAUCCUGGAGCAGAGUUCCCCAGAAUACACAUCUGGGCUGCACUUCAUGGCUCCGGGACUGGAAACCUAUCCCUUUACUUCACCAAUCACAACUGUGAGGAACCAGGUCUCAGGAAGGAACCAUGGCAAAGGCCAGAGCCCCCAGGUGCAAUCUUUCCCGGAAUCUGAGCUUUUUGGUUCUACUGAGCUGUCGGGGGUCCACACUGCCAGCUGAUACACACUCUCUUAGUUGCAACGUCAUUGUUAAGACUCAUACCACACCUCCACAGCCCUGGUGUGAAGGACAGUGCUCAGUGGAUGGAGAGCCUUUCCUUCAGUAUGAUAAUGACAACAAAGCCACACCUUUGGGUGACCUGGGAAAGGCAGCACAUGCCUCCCAAGUGUGGAAAGAUUUUAUCCAAGGGCUGGAAUACUUGGGACAAGAGCUCAGGAAGAUGCUGGCUGACACCAAUCUGGGGACAACCAAGAUCCGAGGUCACCCCACUUUACAGACCGUCAUGCUUUCUCAGCUUGAACAAGGACAGAUUGUUGGUGCCUCCUUGUUAUUUAACAUCAGUGGAAAGUACUCCUUCACCUUGAACACAAUGAAUAUGAGCUGGAUACCGAUUAGUCUUGAAGCUGGAGGUAUCAUGAAUAAAUGGACAGAUGAUGAGGAACUAACCAAAUGUCUGAAGAUCUCCAUGGCAACUUUGAGUCACUGGCUCAAGGAAUUCUUAAAGCUCCUCAUGGAAAGGACAAGAUCAACAUCAAUGGCCCCGGAUAUCACCCAGCUUCAAUCUACCACCCAACUUCUAUCCAGCACCAAGUUUCAAUAUGAGGAAGUAUUCAUCCCCCUGGGACUCAUCUCCAUUCUCAUAGCCUUUGUUUUUUGCAUUUACAUGUAUGUGAAAAGGAAAUCCCAAGGAGAGGCCAGAAGAAGCCAUUGGAUCCCCUGGAACUGGAGCUACAGAUGGUUGGAAAUACAGGGAACUGAACGCAGGUCUUCUCCAAGAGUACCAAGUGCUCUUAACUGCUGAGCCAUCUCUCCAAAAUACUAAUAAAUUUCUUAAAAAGACUACAAAUGCUUGAAUAUUAUUAAGCACAGGGAAGGUAUUAAAACAAACUUCAUAAAACAGUUAUAUGUUUCAUAAUCUAAAAGCUAAACACAAUAUUUUAAUGACUAUGGGUUGUAAUGGCUAAUUAUGACAUCAUUUGUAGGAAUGUACUAUGGUGAGAGGGACUCACAGGUCCUUCCAACAAAGAUGCUAGGAAUAUAGCAAUAUUGAAUGAAACUGGUAAAUAUAAGGUAUGUGCUGAGUAGUUUUGUGUCAACUUGACAUAAGCUAAAGUUGUCUGAGAGGAGGGAACCUCAAUUUUAAAUAUGCUUCCCUA